Heterostelium album PN500 is the source of this 3417-nucleotide messenger RNA. RefSeq names its product GTPase-activating protein. The transcript is spliced from 7 exons. The record is from RefSeq and is a predicted model, not a curated record. Gene Ontology annotation, biological process: regulation of small GTPase mediated signal transduction. Gene Ontology annotation, molecular function: GTPase activator activity. Bases 1 to 3417 code for a protein of 1138 amino acids. Lineage: Eukaryota; Evosea; Eumycetozoa; Acytosteliales; Acytosteliaceae.
AUGGAUGUUAUAUUUCCAUCAAAUCAAUCAGAAGAUGUUUCAAAACAACAUCAACAUCAGCAACAACAAGUAGAACAACAACAAGUAGAUCAACAUCAACAAGAACAAGUAAAUAAUUUAAUUAGUGGUAUAAAUAUUAAUAAUAAUAGUAAUAAUAAUAAUAAUAUAAAUAAUAAUAAUAAUAAUAGCAAUUAUAGUAAUAAUAUAAAUAGUGGUGUAGAUAAUAGUUUUCAAGAAGAAGCACAAGAGUCAGAUGAUAUUGAUAUAGAUAGUGGUGAUAUCGAUAUUGAAGCAGACGAGAAUAACACAAGUAAUUGUAGUAGUUUUGAAGAUUAUGAGGAGGAUAUCGAUGAAGACGACGAUUCAACUACAAGCGAUAUAGAAGACCAUCUUUUUAUAAAUAAUAGUAAUAAUAAUAAUCUAAAUAAUAAUAUCAAAAGUAGUGCACCAGCAUUUAAUUUACCAACCGUCAUAUGUUUACCAUCACCAAACAACAACAAUAAUAAUAAUAAUAAUAAUAAUAUUAAUAAUAACAAUAACACAUCAUCAGUAAAUCCACAUACCGACAAUCCAACAAUUGUUAUUCCAAAAUUAACACUAUCACCCAAUAACAAUAAUAAUAAUAACAAUAAUAACAAUAAUAAAUUGACUGAUCAACAAUUAGAAAAUAAUUUAGAUAAAAUUAUAAUUAGUACUGUUAACGUUGUAGAUAAUAAAAAUAGUAAUAAUAAUAAUAAUAGCAGUAGUAAUAAUAAUAAUAGUUUAUCAUUAUCUUGUAAUAGUAUAUUGUUAGCGGAAGAACGUGGACCAUCGACACCGACCAGCAGUAGAAGCGAAGCAUCCAGUAACAUGUUGUUGACUCCUACCAAGAAGGACUCUGGACGUCCAAAACGUUUUUCAAUCUCAGAGAUUUCACUGACCGACAAGGAAAAAGAAAAAGAGAAAGAAAAGGAGAAAGAACGUGAAAAAGAAAGAAGAAAACAAAAGAAGAAAGAGAAAGAGAAAGAGAAGGAGAAAGAAAAAGAAAAAGUAAAGGAUAAAGAUGGAAAACAUUCAAGUCCAAUUAAAUCUUCAUCCAAUAAACUUAGAUCAAGUUUAUCAACUACUUUUCUUUUUAAUAAAGGUGGUGUUGAUCAGCAACAACAAGAUCAACCAACAUCUUCAUCAUUGCCAACAACUCCAUUGGCUUCACCAUCCACAAAACAACAGAUCAAUAACAACAACAACAAUCAACAACAACAACAACAAUCAAUUGUAAAUAGUAAUAAUUUAACAUCUUCAAAUAGUAGUAAUAUAAGUAGUGGUUUAGGUAGCAGUCUAACAGCAAGUGGCAGUAGCAGUAGUAAUAAUAAAGAUGGUAGCAGGAAAGGAGGUAUCUUGUUUUUCAAGAAAUCACCAAGUAAUACCAAUCUUUAUGAAUACACUUCACAAGAUCAACAACAACAACAACAACAACAAGAAAAGCAGAGUAACAGUUCGUUCAUCUCUAGAAAUUCAAAUGUAGAGUCGACUUCACCACCAUCGUCAAACUCUGGAUUUCUUACGAUGAGCCAAUCAAAAAAGAAGCACAAAGGUAGAAUAGGUGAUCUUUUUAGCUCCAAGAAGAAGAGUAGCACUCUGACAGACCAGCAGUUGCAAGCAGCACAAGAAGACCUGCAAUUUAUCAACAACCCACUGAAUACCACAGGCAACCAUCUCAACCGAUCGGAUUCAAAGAUAAGAAUAUCGGUAUCGGAGUCUGAUUUACUCAGUAGAAUGGCGACAGACGACGGUAAUUGUUCACCACCUCAAGAAAAGAACAAUAAGAACGGUAGUGGUAAUAAUAAUAAUAAUAAUAAUAUGAAUGUACCAAUAUUGAUAACUACAAUGGUUGAUGAAGUCGAUACAAAGAGAUCACCUUCUAUGAGUAGAAGAAUGUCGAUUGAGAAAUCAAAUUCAGAGCCGACAAUCUCUAUGAAUGGAACACCGACAUCGUCAUCGGCACCGUCAUCACCCACCAUUCAACCCGUUGAUCUUCUCAGUGAGGACGACGUCAACCGUAUGAAAGUAAAGAAGCUCUCACUCGAACGUCAACUCAUGAGAAGAAAGACAGUGGAAGAGUUGAAGCUUGAAAAUAUAUUGGAACAAACUGAUUUAGAAGAUGUUGCAAAAGAACAAAAACAAAGAGAAAUGAGAAAACAUAGAUCUUUUGUUGGAACUAGACCAGCAAAGAAAGUACAAUUCUUCUCAACACCGGAUGAAGAGGAGUCUGUUUCACAUUUCGUGCCGUCUUCGUCGAGAAGAGACUCUGUUUCAAGUAACCAAUCAUCGGAUAUCGAAACUGAUGUCUGUUUCAUCUUGAUCCAAAACUCACCGGGUUGGCGAAGAGAGAUUGACUCGCCAGAGUUCCAAAUGUUAAAAUCAAAAGGUAGAUCAGUUGCACAUCUACUAGAGGAAUACGAGAAUGAGGUUCAACACUAUGCAAAUUCAUUUGUAAAUAGCAAACACAAGAAUUUCCUAUCAGUUGAUCAUAAUAAUAGUCCAGGUGGAACUGGACCUGUAAUUAUAAGUAUAAAGAAAGAAGCAGAGAAAACACAGAAGAAAAAGAGACACCACAACGGUGGUAAAGACUCUGGAAAAGACGCAGCACCUUCCAGUCCAAUCUUUGCCAUGGAGAGAAAGUACAAGGUCAUCAUUAGAUCGCACGAUGGUGAAGAUCGAUUCUAUCUAUCCUCUGGUAAAGCAUCUCCAAAUGAGCUAAUGAAUGUUAUAAAGUCAUUCUGUUUACCAUUGACCAAUAUAACAUUCAAAAAGAUCAAGACCAAUCAAGAUACCAAAAAGUUGUUACAAUACUGGGAGGAUUCACAGAUCACUAAAGAAUAUAGAUUCGGUAUUCUCUACAGAAAGAAAGAUCAAUUCACAGAGAAUGAGAUGUUUUCAAAUGUAGAUACCAGUCCAGAGUACGACGAAUUCCUCGAAUUCAUCGGUAAGAAGAUUGAAUUGAAAGGAUGGAAUCAAUUUAAAGGUGCAUUAGAUGUUAAAAAUAAUUCAACAGGUACACAUUCAAUUUAUACAACAAAACAAUUCCCGAUUGAUGAUAAUACAUUGAAGGAUGUCGGUAGUCCACCAUUCAAACCAUCGACCAUUCGAUCAGAGUUCAACCAUGUAUUCAUCGUAGUGCAACCACACGCUAAACAAUCACCGAACGAACAAACCAAAUACUCUAUAUCAGUGGCUUUCAAAGAGGGUGUCGGUUGUUUCGGUCCUUCAUUCCCAUCGACUAAAAUCUGGAAGAAAGAUCAUCAUCUAUUGGAUCAUCUAUUAAUUAAAAUGAUCAAUGCAGAGAAAGCAUCAUAUUAUGCACCACCAUUCCAUGAGAAAUGGAAGAAAACAAGAUCGAUCAUCUUAAAGACAAUUCUUGAAAAGAUUGAAACCUGA